GAGAACGAGAGAGACCGAUAAAGACGUCGCUCCAGAACGGUUGGCAGUCGUCACGUCGGUUACGACUUACCAGCUGUCAAGGCAUCGAUUGCGAGAACUUUUUACCGUUGUCUCGGGUUCGAAGCAAGGGCCGUCUCGCGUUCCGUAAACGCGUAUCGUCCCUUGGGGGAGAACCCUCGCGACACCGUCUCUCAGCCGCGCCGCACAAAUCUGGCUGGAAAUGGACAGUAACGCCCGUCACAACACGCCGCCUCAAGCGAGUGCGGACACGAGUGGCGAGACGUCAAAUCAGAACGAAAUUCCUACUGUCACUGUGGCAAUGCCAUUCCUGCAGGUUGACAUGCUCGGUCAUUCCGGAGCGUCUACUGCUGCUGCACAGGCUACAACGGCAAACCGAAUGGUUGAAGGAGAGGAGAUUCCACCUCCAAAACUAGACUUCUCUGCACCACCCCCUUAUGAAGUAGCUACCAAAUUACCCAGUUAUGAGGAAGUUCAGCGUGAAAAGUCUCUACAGGGCGAGCCACAGCCUCAGGUGCACAUGCCAGGAAAUAUUAGACCACCACAGCAGCCUUUAACAAUACUGGCAAUAGAUACAGAAGCUGCGGAAGGAGAUCCAGAGAGUGGGCUGCUUGGCACAGAUUUUAUGUUCUUCACAGCGUUUCUUGUCGCAUUCCUAUUCAACUGGAUUGGAUUUUUAUUACUGAUGUGUUUCUGUCACACCAUUGCCUCUCGUUACGGUGCGCUAGCUGGCUUUGGAUUGUCUCUGACAAAGUGGACGCUCAUUGUUAAACACUCCACCGACCUUGCUUCGCGAGAGAACUCAUGGCUGUGGUGGUUGAUUAUGGCAUUCGGAGUUCUAAUUUGUGUACGUGCCAUCAUUCAAUAUUUAAACAUCAAACGUGGCUGGAGGCUACUGUCUGGGAGCGCACAGGAGCGUCUACUUUUUUUCUAUUAAAAAAUCAUUAAAUCUGCACUUUUUUUUUCUUUAUUUAACUUGGCUUUAGAGCAAACAGCAUUUCUAUGUGGGGUCGUAUUUGUAUAAUAUAUAAUCGACUUUCUUAAGGGAGAGUAUCGUGUAGAUCGUAAUAUAUGUCAAUCAUAUUUACAUAGAACGGAAACAAGGAAAUUAUUUAAAAUUUGCCAAAUUCGCUGUGGAAAACAAAAUUAAAUUAAAUAAAAAAAGAAUCAACUCGUUUUUCGCAUAUACACAAAUAUACGAGACAUACAAAUAUUAUUUUAUGUGAUGUUAUACACGAUAAGCUGGAGAUAAAGGAAUGUACAUUUUUAUUGCUCAAAAUAAUAAGAACAAUGCUUUAAGUCAAUGAGCUUAUUCAUUUCAAGCAUUGUUCAUUUGAAUGCAGAUUGCUGAAGAACAUAAAUGUGUCACGGAGCGCAUGUCAAAUUGCAAUUUGUGCAAAGUUGACAAGUCAAAAUGAAUCGCGUGAAGAGACGAAAUGUACGAUUCGUUAUUAUUUCCGAAUAAAUGAUGAACAAAA
Molecule: messenger RNA, 1496 nt
Organism: Solenopsis invicta (red fire ant)
Lineage: Eukaryota; Metazoa; Arthropoda; Insecta; Hymenoptera; Formicidae
Gene: Ndfip
Product: NEDD4 family-interacting protein 1
Exons: 6
Coding region: 221-955 (244 amino acids)
Biological process (GO): vacuolar transport; metal ion transport; ubiquitin-dependent protein catabolic process
Cellular component (GO): endoplasmic reticulum; perinuclear region of cytoplasm; Golgi apparatus
Molecular function (GO): WW domain binding
Source: RefSeq, a predicted model, not a curated record